Molecule: messenger RNA, 540 nt
Organism: Phytophthora infestans T30-4
Lineage: Eukaryota; Oomycota; Peronosporomycetes; Peronosporales; Peronosporaceae
Exons: 2
Coding region: 1-540 (179 amino acids)
Biological process (GO): maturation of 5.8S rRNA
Source: RefSeq, a predicted model, not a curated record
AUGUGGAAGCCCGACAGCGACCGACCGCAAGACAGGAAGUCCAAGGACAAGGCCAGCAGCAGUAAAGACAAUGCAGUGCCGGUAAAGGGUGACAGCCUACCAGCGCGCAAGGUGCACAAGUCUCCGGCUAAGUUGUCGCAGAAGACACUGGCCAUGAAGUUCAUGCAACGUAAGAAAACAACAGAGGCGCAGCGCAUCGCAGCUGUAAAGGAGAAGCACAAGCAGAACACCUGGGAAGCCACGCCAGAAGAUGGUGACCAGGGCGAUGACGGGUCCAAGAUCAUCUGCAUGCGUGACGUACCCGACCCAUCGUUGCCCCUGCUUUUCGGUCGUCGCUCCUUUGGUGGCUUCAAUAAGGGCGUGGAGGAUGAGUCCAAGGAGGCAUCUAGAGCGCUACGAUUUGCCGCAUCCGAAGAGAAGGAGCUCCGCGAGGAAGUCUCGGCUGAGGAGAUGACGUCGCGCAUGCUUAAGUACACGGGAUUGGAUCGUCGAAGCGGAAGUGGAAAGCGUCCCAAUGGCAACAAGCGUCAACGGAAAUAA